UUUUUCGGCCCUUUGAUUGGCUCUUCGCAGUAGCUGUUAAACGAUAUAAGGAGUGCGCUCUGGCGAAGCCCUAGUGAAUUGCAGCAACAGUUCUAAGGAUUGUCUACCUGGAAGUAUAAAAACUCGCGGAGAUGGCAGAAAAAGUAACCCUAUAUUAUUUUGAUGGAAGAGGACAGAUGGAAUCUAUUAGGUGGCUGUUGGCGGUGGCUGGGGUCGAGUUUGACGAAGUGCUACUGAAGACCAGAGAGCAAUUUCUGAAUCUGCUGAAAGAUGGAUCGCUUAUGUUUCAGCAGGUGCCUCUGGUUGAAAUGGACGGGCUGAAGCUCGUGCAGACCAAGGCUAUUCUCAACUAUAUAUCUGCGAAGUACAAUUUGUAUGGGAAGGACCUUAAAGAAAGAGUCAAGAUUGAUAUGUUUGCUGAGGGAACCAGAGAUCUGAUGGACAUGAUGAAGAUGAUGCCAUUCCUCACCCCGGACAACCAGAAAGGCAAACUGGAGGAGAUGCACCGCAAGGCUUUAGAGCGAUACUUCCCCGUCUACGAAAAGGCACUGUCUAAUUCUCAGUACCUGGUAGGCGAGCAGUUAAGCUGUGCAGAUAUUCACCUGCUGGAAGCCACCUUAAUGGUGGAAGAAAAGUGUCCCUCAGUGCUCUCCACCUUCCCAAAUCUACAGGCUUUUCAGGCAAGGAUGACGAGAGUUCCAGCCAUCAGCAAGUUCCUGCAGCCAGGAAGCAAGCGGAAGGCCCAGCCCGACGAGGUCUACGUGCGAACCGUGAAGGAGGUGCUAGAGUUUUAGAGAACCUCAGGAGUGCUCUGCAGGACAGCUACCGAAAGACACAACCCGACUGUCUUAUGGAUAGGAAGUUCACCUUCAGAAAAUGAUCCCCAAUGUUUCCUCCAUCUUUCUGUAUUGUUGUUCCAGGUCUUUGAGACCAUUAAAGCCACCUGCAGAA
This is a messenger RNA of Paramormyrops kingsleyae, 951 nucleotides long. It is a transcript of the gene gsta.1, whose product is annotated as glutathione S-transferase, alpha tandem duplicate 1. Lineage: Eukaryota; Metazoa; Chordata; Actinopteri; Osteoglossiformes; Mormyridae. The record is from RefSeq and is a predicted model, not a curated record. Gene Ontology annotation, biological process: glutathione metabolic process. Gene Ontology annotation, molecular function: glutathione transferase activity.